This is a messenger RNA of Cadophora gregata, 1884 nucleotides long. RefSeq lists its product as uncharacterized. Lineage: Eukaryota; Fungi; Ascomycota; Leotiomycetes; Helotiales; Ploettnerulaceae. The transcript has a single exon. The record is from RefSeq and is a predicted model, not a curated record. The coding region runs from base 1 to 1884 and encodes 627 amino acids.
AUGGGCUCUGACAAAGCGAAACCGGCUUACUGCGAGGAUGUGGACGAUUCCAGUGGGAGGGCCGUACGAGAUACGCGGCGAACUGCUGCUGUCAAACCCAAGGUAUCCUAUCAAGAGGAUAAAGACCGUGACCGAGAGAGGGAAAAGGAACGAGAGAAGCGGAGGAGCAGCAACAAGCAUAGGAGUUCGAAGUCGCAUAGCGAUGCGCAAUAUCCCGCCGAACAGAGCACCAGCGCUGCGCAACAUGUCGAGAUCAUGACGAAGGAUUUGAAACUUGAACGUCGGAAGUCCUCCAGCAGCAGUACGAAAUCACCUCGUAAGUCCAACAGACCACCGUCUGCACACGAGAAUCGAGGGUUCGCAAAGAGUGCUAUUCCCAGCAGUUCCAAAGUUGACCCGAGCCAUUUCGGAAUCGCUGCUGUGUCGCAACCCAUUCCUUUACGUCCUCGAGCACACACGUCGCAGACAUACCCACGACCACAGAGCUUUCAUGCUGCGCAGACUCCGUCUGGAAACCGAGGCCCUCCGCUGUCAUCGUCGGCAUAUUAUCAACAACCAGUAAUCACACCAUCAUAUCCACCUCCCUCGCCCGUAUCCUCAUACAUGCAAUAUGCCGAUCCCCAAUACAACACUCCACGUCAAAUUACAGCCCCUCCUCAACCUCAGUAUACGUCAACAUACCAAUACCCUGCACCGCAGCAGUAUUUACAUCAAUACACUAUGUCCGCCCAACCACAGUACCUUAUGCCACAAUCCCAAGGGCAAGCUGAUUACUUUGCGCCAAAGGCAACCGUGCGCCCCCUUUCAGCAAGGUUCGGCGGCGGUGACAUCCCUCGGUCGCAAACUGCAUUCGAGCCAGUCGUAAGAACGUCGUCUGCAUUUGGAAGCCGAGAUACAAGAUCCCCUCGUGUCUAUAGCGAUUACGAUACUGGAUACUAUGAUGAUGGGUACACCUCAGCUGCGGAUGGAGCUACCAUACGGAAAUCUGAGAAGAGGAAUAGCAUACGAGUUCCUGUCUCCACGUCAACCAUGAGCAAGGCAGAGGCAGAUUCCAGAGCCAUGCCUCCCCCACGUCGUCCCAGCAUUCUUCGUCGCACUUCGGUAUACAAUUCUGAUCCUAUAUCAGAUCCUGGGCCAGGCGAUUACUAUGAGCGAGAAACACGACCAGAAUAUCGCGAGGAGGUACGACCUCGACGGCCAAGUGUCAAUCGCCACUCGGUGUCUUAUGAUUUAGGCAAUGUCAGGAUUGAAUCAGCAAAUAGCGGUCGACGGAGACAGAGCUCUUAUGAGCACCCAUCUUCUGCUGGUGCUUCGGAUGCUUACGAUUCCAAGCGCGGGUACGAAAGCAAGUUGCAGGAAGCCGCUCAAUAUCAAGGAGCACCACCAGGAUCCUCAUAUGAAGCAAAGCUCAACUCAGCCGCUUCUUACCAAGAUGAUGUUGGGGGAGGUCCUACAGUACCGCUUACAGCCGAAGUUCUCCGACGACAACAAAGAAAACAAGGUGGCAGUAGCCGAAGCACCAAGAGCAGCGCAAGUCGAGACGAAAGCGACUACAAGAAGUCGGCAACAACACGUACCACGAGAAGUGGCAGCGGAGACAAUGAUGAGAACGUGACCCUGAAAGUCACAGGACAAACACGAGUAAUGGUCGGCGGAAUGCAAAUCGAUUGCUCCGAUGGAGGAGAGAUCUCCAUCCAACGGCAGAAAAGCCUCCGAAACGGCAGCGAGCGCUCCAACUCGGAAUAUGGCGGUGGACGAAUUGAAGAUCGUCAGAGCCGCGUUAGUCGCCCAUCAGGACGAUCGAGGAUGUCUUCGCAAUCAGGCGAGUCAUGGACUCGCACACCACAGUAUCCCAAGGAUUACCGGGACGGCAACUUCAUUUGA